AUGCCAUUCAGAACAACUGAUCUCUUGAAUGUGGAUGCCCCAGGCGGAAGAGACCCCAAUUAUGAUGCGCUUGAAUCUGGCGAUGAAGCGGCAAGGGACGACGUUGUUACAGAUAUCCAGUUUGAUUGCAGUGGUUGGGUAUCAAAUGGCAGUGCAGCCGAUGGAUCUGAGCCGGACCCUGAACGAGACGAGAUGGAUAUUGCGCUGGCAACAGAAUUUCUGGAUGGAUUUGGAGGCGCCGACGCUGUUUUGGCGGGUAACUUGCUGGACAGAACACUGAGAGAAUUUUCGACUACUGGAUGGGGUUUAAUUCAUGAACCGGACGUGCACGAGGAGCUACAAACGCCUUAUGUUCCUGUUGAAGGCACUACUAGCUACCCGGGACUUCGCCAAGGCUAUUCCGGACCCACUCCUGAAGUAUAG
Molecule: messenger RNA, 423 nt
Organism: Phytophthora nicotianae INRA-310
Lineage: Eukaryota; Oomycota; Peronosporomycetes; Peronosporales; Peronosporaceae
Exons: 2
Coding region: 1-423 (140 amino acids)
Source: RefSeq, a predicted model, not a curated record